Molecule: messenger RNA, 2854 nt
Organism: Syngnathus acus (greater pipefish)
Lineage: Eukaryota; Metazoa; Chordata; Actinopteri; Syngnathiformes; Syngnathidae
Gene: med16
Product: mediator complex subunit 16
Exons: 16
Coding region: 234-2792 (852 amino acids)
Biological process (GO): positive regulation of DNA-templated transcription
Cellular component (GO): mediator complex
Molecular function (GO): protein binding
Source: RefSeq, a predicted model, not a curated record
AUGAGCUCAAAUGCUCCAAUGUGUCCGCGAGAUUUGUCUCGGAUUAUCUUUGGCAAUGUGACUAAUUGUGGCUAUAAAAUUCAAUAGCAUUCGUGUCUAUAGGCAUUUGUCGUGUUCAGGUUUUCGUUGAAGACGACGCUGCAUUCGAAGAGCGGAAAUUGAAUCUCCCGAGGAAUGACAGUGGGGAAAAAGCGGCCGAUCCACAUCUUGGCUUCUCCGUGUACUUGGGCAGCAUGGAGUUGGCGUACGUAUGCGAUUGGGAGAGGUGCCCCAAAAACACCCACUGCCCCUCCAACCCCCUGGUCUGCUCCUGGUCCUGUAGAAACCUGGUGGCCUUCACCACUGACCUGAAAGACGACGGGGACAGUGGCGAGCCAGAUGUCAGCCAGAUGAUCCACAUCAUGGACACUGAGCAUCCCUGGGAUGUGUACUCCAUCAGCUCGGGCCACGCUGAGGUCAUUUCCUGCCUGGAGUGGGACCAGUCAGGCUCCAGACUGCUGUCAGCGGACAGCGACGGGCACAUCAAGUGCUGGUCCAUGUCGGAGCACCUGGUCAACAGUUGGCACAGUGUUUUGAGCAGUUCUGUUGAGGGAGAUCCAAUCGUGGCGCUGAGUUGGCUGCACAACGGUGUCAAAUUAGCCCUGCACGUGGAGAUGUCGGGUUCCACAAACUUUGGUGAAAAGUUCUCCCGGGUCAAGUUCUCGCCAUCCUUGACCCUGUUUGGCGGGAAGCCAAUGGAGGGUUGGCUGGCGGUGACGGUCAGCGGCCUGGUCACCGUGUCACUGCUCAAACCCGGCGGCGCCCUGCUGACGGCCAGCGAGUGUCUGUGUCGCCUGCGAGGACGCGUGGCACUGGCUGACAUUGCCUUCACGGGAGGCGGCAACAUCGUGGUGGCCGCCACCGAUGGCAGCAGUUCUUCGCCCGUCCAGUUUUACAAGGUUGUGGUGAGUGUGGUGAGCGAGAAGUGCCGCAUCGACACCGAGCUUCUGCCCUCCUUGUUCCUGCGCUGCAUGACAGACCCGCUGAGGCGGGACAAGUACCCCGCCGUCACGCACCUCAAGUUCCUGACCAGAGAGAACUCUGAGCAGGUUCUGCUGUGCGCGUCCAACCAGAGCGGCAGCAUAGUGGAGUGCUGGUCGCUGAGGAAGGAGGGGCUCCCCGUCAACAACAUCUUCCAGCAUCGAUCGCCCGUUGUGGGUGAGAAGCAACCCACUAUCCUCAAGUGGAGGAUCCUGACCACCACCAACGACCUGGAGAGAGUGUCGGCCGUCGCCCUUCCCAAACUGCCCGUUUCUAUCUCCAACACUGACCUGAAGGUAGCGUCGGACACCAAGUUCUGCCCCGGACUGGGUCUGGCUCUGGCCUUCCACGACGGCACCAUCCAGAUCCUGCACCGCCUGUCCCUCCACACAAUGGGCGUCUUCUAUGGCGUCGUGGCUGGCUGCGGCGGACCAGGGCAGCGGCCGGGAGACGAGUCGGCCGUCAAACGGCAAAGAACUGGGGCGCCCGGCCUCCAUUUCAAGGCCUUGCAGUUUUCCUGGACCUCGCUGGCCCUGGCCGGAGUCGAUAAUCAUGGCAAGCUGCACAUGCUGAGAGUGUCGCCAUCGAUGGGUCAAGUGCUGGAGAUGAACACCACGCUGCGCCAUCUGCUGUUCCUGCUGGAGUACUGCAUGGUGACAGGCUAUGACUGGUGGGACGUCCUCCUACACGUGCAGCCUGGCAUGGUCCACAACCUGGUGGACAAGCUCCAUGAGGAGUACAUGAGGCAAAACCAGGCCCUGCAGCAGGUCCUGGCCACGCGCAUCGUAGCGGUCAAGGCGUCACUGUGCAAGCUGUCGACGGCCACGGCGGCGCGAGCCUGUGACUUCCACGCCAAGCUGCUGCUCAUCGCCAUCAGCUCCACCCUUAAGUCUCUGCUCAGACCGCACGUCCUCAACACCCCCGACAAGAGUCCAGGAGAGCGCCUGAGCGAGAUCUGCGCCAAGAACUUGGACUCGGACAUCGACAAGGUGAUGAUCAACCUGAAGACGGAGGAGUUUGUGCUGGACGGUGCCCCACUGCAGUCCCUGCAGCAGCUCAUCCAGUGGGUGGGGGACUUUGUCCUCUACCUGCUGGCCAAUCUCCCCAACCAGGUGAGCCGGGGCGGGGGUGAGUGCUUGGGGGUUCAACCCAAUCUGUUUCCUGUUCAGGGUUCGCUGGUGCGGCCUGGCUUCGGUUUCAUGCGCGAUGGAGCCUCUCUGGGAAUGCUGCGGGAAAUGUUGGUGAUGAUCCGAAUCUGGGGUCUGCUGAAGCCUGGCUGCCUCCCCACCUUCACAGCCACGUCGGACAGCCAGGACAGUUUGCAACUGCUCUUCCGCUUGCUCACCAAGCUGUGGCUGUGCUGCCGAGACGACGCCCCCCCGCAGGAGCCCGACGAGAGCCUGAUCGACGAGUGCUGCCUGCUCCCUAGUCAGCUUCUGGUGCCCGGCAUGGAUUGGCUGCCUGUCAACGACGGCGUCACCGUCCGUCUGCAGGGCAAGCAGCCCGUCAGGCUUCACUUUGGAAAAGCCGCCUUGCUCGCCCCCUCAGAUGCCCUUGGCAGGAGCGCCGGCUGCCAGAGGACAGACAACCUCCGCUGUGUCCACAUGGGCCUUUGUCCCACGGAGGAGAGCAAGGCAUGCACCAGGUGCGGCUGUGUGACCAUGCUUCGGUCGCCCAACAACAGCAACGCCAUGAAGCAGUGGGAGCAGCGAUGGAUCAAGAACUGCUUGUGCGGAGGUUUGUGGCGCCGUGUCCCGCCCACGCUCGCCUGAAAGCUUGCACCUAUGUCUCCCUGAAACUCCUAUUAAAAGAUGACCCAUUUCCUCACUUUGAA